This is a messenger RNA of Mangifera indica (mango), 1622 nucleotides long. Its product is annotated as probable xyloglucan galactosyltransferase GT17. The record is from RefSeq and is a predicted model, not a curated record. NCBI's taxonomy places the organism in Eukaryota, Viridiplantae, Streptophyta, Magnoliopsida, Sapindales, Anacardiaceae. Gene Ontology annotation, molecular function: glycosyltransferase activity.
GUUUCUUCUUUCUACUUUCAAAUUUCACUUCUCUUCUCUUCUCUUCUCUGCUUCUCCUCGAUCUUUCUCUUCUCCAUAUCCAUAAUGACAGAGAAAGACAAGAAACCCUACUCCAAAACCAAAGAAACACAGCCAAACUCAAGAUUCUACAACUACACUCUCUUCAUUUUCAUCUCUUUAACCGCUUGGUUUCUUCUUCUCUUCCUCUAUCUUCCUCCUGCAAUCCCCACAAACUCAAAACAACAAAACACUUACGGUCUUCAUAACAUUGACAAUUAUAAUCAAACGCCGUUUUCAGUUUACAUUUACAAUUUGCACCCACAGUUUAACUUCAAACUUCUCAAAAACUGCUCCCACUUGAAUAUCUACAGCAACAUGUGUCCACACGUAGCAAAUCGCGGCCUCGGCCAGCCACUUCCCGAUAUAGCCACCGAGUUGGGUCUGGGCGGAGCGUGGUUCGCCACCCACCAGUUUCUAGCGGAAAUGAUCUUCCAUGCACGUAUGGAAAAUCAUCCGUUUCGCACGUGGGAUCCGUCACGUGCGACGCUAUUCUAUGUUCCGUUCUACGGCGGUCUUCAUGCGUCUAGUAAAUUCCGAGAGGCGAAUUUCACCGUUCGCGACGAGUUGGCAGUUGAAUUGGAGGAGUUUCUACGGUCACAGCCGUGGUGGGAGAGGCAUCAAGGGAAGGACCAUUUUAUGGUCUUAGGCCGAACAGCAUGGGAUUUUAUGAGAACUCCAGGUGGGACAGACUUCGGAGCCAACUGUCUUCUUAAUCUGCCACGUAUACGUAACAUGUCGGUGAUGACAGUCGAGAGACACCCCUGGAAAGGCUUAAACCAAUACGGGAUCCCUUACCCUUCUUAUUUCCAUCCGUCCAGGUCACAACAAAUGCUGACGUGGCAACAGAAAAUACGGCAAGUAAAACGGCCCCACUUGUUCACUUUCAUUGGGGCCCGACGGAAGGGCGUCGAAGAGAAAGCAGCCAUGCGAAACGAAUUGAUACGGCAAUGCGGUGAGUCAACUCACUGCAACCUAAUGCCUGCAAGCAGCCAAGGUUCAAGCACGUGUUACAAACCUAGUGAAGUAAUCAAAGCAAUGAGCAGCUCUGAUUUCUGCCUGCAAGCACCAGGUGACUCUUUCACACGACGUUCGACGUUCGAUGCGGUGCUCGCCGGUUGCAUUCCGGUGUUCUUUUCCCCGCACACGGCGUACACUCAGUACACGUGGUUUUUGCCGGCCGAUGGGGAGGAGAACUCGUACUCCGUUUAUAUCGACGGCGAGAAGGGGAAUAUGAGCAUAAAAAUCGAAGAAGAAUUGAUGAAAAUACCGAGAGAGAGAGUUGAGAUGCUGAGAAAUAAAGUUAUUGAUUUGAUUCCUAGAGUUACGUACAAACAUCCCAAUGCAAGUGACGAUGAAGCCGAGUUUGAAGAUGCCGUUGAUGUUACAAUCGCAGCUUUGGCGAAGAAGGUUCAGAAAAUAAUACAGUAAAUUAAUACGUGUAUAAUAUGGUAUUAUUCUUUUUAAUGCGGUGUUUAUUUAUUGUACCUAAUCUAGCCGAUGAUACCGAGGACUGUACUGUUUCUUCUUCUAGACGGUUUAAUAUUUCCCACCAGAUUGCACCA